AUGGGCGCACCAAAGUCGCAGAAGUAUCCGUUGACGGAUACCGUACGUGGCAUCGUCUAUGAAGGCCUCACCAUGGAAGAGACCUUCACCAAGAUCUAUGCCACGGAUGCCUGGGGCAAAGGCUCAGGGGCUGGCAGCGUGCCUGUGCAUUGCUUGAAAUGGAUUGAGUUUGUGCGGAAGUUCAUCAAGGAGAAUGCGAUCCACUCUGUGGUGGACCUGGGUUGUGGUGACUGGCAGUUCAGCCCUUACAUCUACCAUGACCUGGGUGUUGCUUACACAGGCUACGAUGUGGUGCUUCCGGUGAUCCAAGAGAAUCGCGCAAAUUGGGGAGAGCAAGGAUUUGCCUUUGAGCACCUAGAAUUCUCCUCGCAGGUGCAUGAGGUCAAAGAUGCCGAAUUGUACAUCUUGAAGGACGUCCUGCAGCAUUGGUCUUCUGCCCGCAUCAGCAGCUUCCUGAAGGAGCUACGGAGAAAGCCCACUCUGAGGUUCAUUCUCCUUUGCAACUGCGCUGGCCCUGAGGAUUGGCCCGAGGAAGACUGCCAGGAUGGUGGUUGGCGACCUCUCUUCGCAUCCAAAGCACCCCUGAAGGAGUUCAAUCCAGAGGUGCUGCUGAGAUUUCCCUCGUUGCCAAACAUCAAGGCGAGCCAUGCUUUACAGUGGCAGGGACGGCAGGGCGCCAUCGCUAGUUACAUCAGAUGUCCAGGACCAAACCCUACAUUUCUAAGCAAUUUCUCGUUUGUUAUGAUCAAUUCCAAGCACAUUUACAGACCAUAUGUUUCUAGUUGUUUCCCAUGUAUUCGCAAGUGGCCCACCCAAAACAUGAUAAAUCAUGAUCGAUCAUUAUAA
This is a messenger RNA of Cladocopium goreaui, 846 nucleotides long. The record is from the annotation of a GenBank genome assembly. Lineage: Eukaryota; Dinophyceae; Suessiales; Symbiodiniaceae.